AUGCGCUGUAUUUUCUCUGAGGGCAGCGAUGCCUGGAAGGAUGUUGAGUCCAGGGUGAUCCCUAAGAACUCGAUGGAGGGUCACAUCAACAGUGUCCAUACUAAAGCAACCUGCCACCCGAAGUCUCACAUUGUGUUUCUCAAGACACACAAAACAGCAAGCAGCACCAUCUUAAACAUCUUGUAUCGCUAUGGUGAAAUUAACAACUUGACAUUUGCCCUCCCUCUGAACAAACACAGCCAGUUGUUUUACCCAUUUAUCUUUGCUUCACACUUUGUGGAAGGUGUCAGCAGCAGACGUGUGAGGGAGUUCCACAUCAUGUGCAACCACAUGAGGUUUAGAAAAUCUGAGGUGGCAAAAGUGAUGCCUGAGGAUACUUUCUACUUUUCCAUCCUGAGGCAUCCCGUGGCCAUGAUGGAGUCCAUAUUUAUGUACUACAAGAGCAUCCCAGCCUUCCACAAGACUCACAGCCUGAAUGAAUUCCUAGACAACAGCUGGAGAAACUACAACUCAUCAGUAAACAACAACCACUAUGCUCACAAUAUCCUGGCUUUUGACUUUGGCUUUGACAACAACGUUGCAGCUGAUGCUGGAGACCUGGAGCAUAGAAUUGGUAUGGCUAUUGCAGCCAUUGAACAGGACUUCCACCUUAUUCUUAUUUCUGAAUACUUUGAUGAGUCCAUGAUCUUACUCAAGCAUGCCCUCUGCUGGUCUGUAGAAGAUGUGGUUUACUUUAAGCUCAACAGUCGCAGUGAACUAACUCGUCACCCACUUUUACCAAACACUGCAGAGAAAAUCAAGAGGUGGAAUGCUUUAGACUGGAGGAUCUAUCUGCACUUCAACACCACCUUCUGGCACAAAGUGUAUAGUCUGGUUGGGCAAGAGCAGAUGAAGAAGGAAGUUUCCCAGUUAAGAGAGCUACAAGCCAAGCUGGCAAACACCUGCCUGAAAGAUGGCAGGGCAGUUGACCCUUCCCAGAUAAAAGAUGCUGGGCUGAAACCAUUCCAGUAUGGAGCAGCUGUCAUUCAGGGCUAUAACCUAAACCCACAUUUAGACAGACAUACCAAAACAAAAUGUCAGAGACUUAUAACUCCAGAACUGCAGUACACAGACCGUCUGUACACCCAGCAGUUCCCAGAGCUAGCUGCUAAGCAUAGACAAGCAAAUAGGAUUGCUCCACAGCAUCAACGCUCAGAUGGAGCCAGUAUGAUGGGAAUGGUCUUGGCCAGGGAAGCCCAUCAAAGACAGAUCAUAAGACGUAAAUUCUCAAAUCUCAAGAACCAAAAUGCCUCCAGAAGUGCUCUGUUAACACACACGGAAGCUAACAACAAAACAAAAAUGCCAUGAGUGGUAACUGACUAAUAGUCAAUAGAAGAUGUUAUGUUCAUUCUGUGAGAUAUUAAAGCAGUUGUUCCAUCUUAUUCUCACUUUCUGUAAUUAUAAUAAUAAUGAUAAUUUCACGCUAUCUUUUGAUCAUGAAUAUCUAGCAAAUGAAAGUGUUUUAUGAUCUGGUAGUCCUAUUUUCAGGAUGAUAUUGAUGAUUUGUGCCUUCCAGAAGAGGUAUGCACGUUACAAAAAUGUUUCAUAACUCUGAUCUAUCACCUCCGUGGUAAAAGUUGAUUGAGUUGGUUGAGUUUAGGCGACUAAUCUACAUGGUUAAUACUAAGGAACGAUAGUGAUCAUGGUUAAAAUAAAUCAAAGUUGGCUAGCUCUAAGAAAUGGGAUACAAGCAUUGAUAUCUCAUGACAAAGUGAGAGUCUUUGUCCUCCCAACCAUCCACUCCGAUGUCCUUUAAUGGUUAUGUGACUAUAACAGUCACAUUAUGUCCACCAUGGAUUCUCAGUCUUUAUUCACCCCAGGUUAGAUGACAAGCAGACAUACUGUAAAAUUUAAAUUAAUAGCUGAGUC
Messenger RNA from Micropterus dolomieu (smallmouth bass), 1908 nucleotides. RefSeq names its product galactose-3-O-sulfotransferase 2 (gene gal3st2). The record is from RefSeq and is a predicted model, not a curated record. NCBI's taxonomy places the organism in Eukaryota, Metazoa, Chordata, Actinopteri, Centrarchiformes, Centrarchidae. Gene Ontology annotation, cellular component: membrane. Gene Ontology annotation, biological process: glycolipid biosynthetic process. Bases 1 to 1347 code for a protein of 448 amino acids. Gene Ontology annotation, molecular function: galactosylceramide sulfotransferase activity. The transcript is spliced from 3 exons.